Molecule: messenger RNA, 670 nt
Organism: Meloidogyne enterolobii
Lineage: Eukaryota; Metazoa; Nematoda; Chromadorea; Rhabditida; Meloidogynidae
Source: the annotation of a GenBank genome assembly
UUCUGAUGGGGCGUUGGCUGGGCAUGGUGGUGAUUGGAACAGUGGAUGGAGUAAUUCAAUUAGUUAUUUUAUGUCACAUGGAGGAUAUACUACAGCUGAAUUAUAUGCAAUAACUUAUGGAGUUAGAAAUAUUACAAAAUCUUUGGAAAAUAAAUUAACUUGCGGGACUGCUACAAGGUUGAGAAGAUUUGUAAAUGCUGUUUUAGAAUAUACAGGUGCAGAAGAAAUAGAUAUUAUUGCUCAUUCAAUGGGUGUUACUUAUGCAAGAAUUAUUAUUCAAGGGAAUAUGCGGAUUUUACACAACUGCCAACUUGGAGCCCCUCUAAAAAGUAAAAUAAAUAAAUUUAUUGCAAUCGCUGGUGCUAACUUUGGGAUGUGUAUUUGUGCUGAUAGUGAAGGAGAAACAAUUAACGAUACAAAAAGAGUUCCAGCUUGUAGUAAAGAAGUAUGGGGCUAUUUAGUAGGGUGGGCUUAGUCUCGUAUCUCGACCAUAUAAAAAACAGUUACAUUAAAAACAGAUCGACCUUAUAAAUCCUUUGAGCCUCUAAAUCCCAAACCAUUCAUAAUCCACCUGAAAUCAUUAUCCAUUCAAAUCCUUAUAUUUUCUAUAAUAUCUUGUGUCUCGUAUCUCGUGUCUCGUAUUUUUUGGGACCCGGCCCACCCCUGCUAU